Aspergillus campestris IBT 28561 is the source of this 963-nucleotide messenger RNA. RefSeq lists its product as uncharacterized. Bases 1 to 963 code for a protein of 320 amino acids. NCBI's taxonomy places the organism in Eukaryota, Fungi, Ascomycota, Eurotiomycetes, Eurotiales, Aspergillaceae. The transcript is spliced from 3 exons. The record is from RefSeq and is a predicted model, not a curated record.
AUGUUCAACCCCAACGCCCCCAACCCCCGCCGCCCAAGCCACAGCCUCAACACCCCCGUCCCAAUCCUCAUUGACUCAGACGAAGAAAUCUCCGACGCAGACAACGAGAGCGAGAAUGAGAGCGGGAGCGAGAACGACUCUAUGCAGGUCGACGAGUAUCCCCAGCACCAGACGCGUGAAACGGGCGGUUACAAUCUAGCGGGUCUCGACCCAACAAUGCAGUUCUCACCCGCUGAUCCCCGCGUGCGUGGCCAUCGCCAACAUCACCACCACCCCCACCCCCACCAUCAACACGGAACGUACCAUACCUCCAUCGAGCAGGAGAAGAAAGUCCGCAGUCGACUGCGUGAAGAGCGCCAUGCUGCGCUUUGUGUGUUGAUGGAUAGGGAGCUGCUUACUAUUCAGGCGUUGGCUGCGCAGGAGACCCUCCCCCAAGCCCGCCGCCGCUUCCUCUCCAAACUAAUGGCCCCCGAAGACGCCGACAUCGCAGCCUCCAUCCGCGCAGACAGAUUCACCAUCCAGCCCAACACCACCACCACCAGCAGCAGCAGUACCCAAAAACGCCACCGUCCAUCGUCGCCCUCCGCACCGCAGUCAUUCGUCACCUCGUCAGCAUCAUCGGGGUCCACACCCAUCACCGUCCACCGGAAGAUCGUAGACGCGUACGGCGUAGAUGAUGAUGGGUGGAAGAGGCCGGAGCCGGUUGUUCCGCCUGGUUCGGCCUCUCGCUCUGGUGGAAGGACGUCGUCUGGGUCGGCGUCGCCUGCGCCUUCUUUUUCUGGCUCGUUGAGGAGGGAGAAUACGACGCCGUCGAAGGGGAGGGCUGUUUCGGGGUCUGGGUCUGGGUCUGGGUCUGGGGCGGGGUCUGGCUCGGCGAGUCGGAGAUUACAGCGGGAGCGGGAGUUGGAGAGACGGCGGAGGGAGGGGUUUGAUGAUUAUGAUGGUGAUGAGGGGGUUUUUUGA